Messenger RNA from Oncorhynchus tshawytscha (Chinook salmon), 944 nucleotides. Its product is annotated as signal peptide peptidase-like 2B. The record is from RefSeq and is a predicted model, not a curated record. Bases 208 to 876 code for a protein of 222 amino acids. The transcript is spliced from 6 exons. Gene Ontology annotation, molecular function: aspartic endopeptidase activity, intramembrane cleaving. NCBI's taxonomy places the organism in Eukaryota, Metazoa, Chordata, Actinopteri, Salmoniformes, Salmonidae. Gene Ontology annotation, biological process: membrane protein proteolysis. Gene Ontology annotation, cellular component: cytoplasmic side of endoplasmic reticulum membrane; lysosomal membrane; lumenal side of endoplasmic reticulum membrane.
ACAAAAAUGAGCUUUUUGGCCUUAAUUUAAGGUUAAGGCAUAAGGUUAGCAGUGUAGUUAAGUUUCGGUUUAAAAUAUGAUUUAAAGAAGAUACCUUUUAGAAAUAGGCGGAGUUUAGCCAUACUUAAGAUUUUGUGGCUGUGGUAACUAGUCACGACCAGACCGGAGCAGUGCGGGUAAUUGGGAGAUAACAAUAAGCUAAGCAGUAUGAAGGCUUCGCUAAACCUGGUUUGGGCAGUUAUUUUCCUAAAACAGGUUGUCGGGGAAUAUGGCAUGGCCCAUUUCAGAAACAAAGGCCAGAGCAAAGGAAAAGAUUACUGCAUCUUCUUCAACUCCCAGUGGGCUCGUCUACCUCAGCACCUCAACAAAGCAUCCCGUCUCCAGAUCUAUGACCUGACACCGUCAGUCCUGUGUUCCUCGUCGGACGUCCCGGAGGGGGGCUUCCCCAAUCGUAUCCCCAUGGUAAUGAGGGGGAACUGCACUUUCUACGAGAAGGUCCGCCUGGCCCAGCUCAACGGAGCUAAAGGCCUGCUCAUCAUCAGCAAAGACAGACUGACCCUACCGGCAGGAAACAAGACUCAGUAUGAGAAGAUUGACAUCCCUGUGGCGCUGCUCAGCUACACUGACAUGCUGGACAUCAGUAAGACGUUUGGACAGGGCCGAGAGGAGGCCAUGUACGCCCCGAGCGAGCCUGUUCUGGACUACAACAUGGUCAUCAUCUUCCUCAUGGCUGUGGGGACGGUGGCCAUCGGAGGAUACUGGGCCGGCAGCAAGGACAUCAAGAAUUCUGCAACCAAUCAACUGUACGCAAACCCAGGACCACCCAGAGAGGAGCCCCUCACCAAUCCUGAACUACAAGGUCCUGAAGCAGAGUGAGGACCCACUUCAGGACAUACCCCCUCCAGAGGCCAGCAAAUCAGAAUAAAGUAUUUCUAGGAUGCCAA